Terrapene triunguis (Three-toed box turtle) is the source of this 5511-nucleotide messenger RNA. RefSeq names its product MAF bZIP transcription factor K (gene MAFK). Gene Ontology annotation, molecular function: RNA polymerase II cis-regulatory region sequence-specific DNA binding; DNA-binding transcription factor activity, RNA polymerase II-specific. Gene Ontology annotation, cellular component: nucleus. The record is from RefSeq and is a predicted model, not a curated record. Bases 613 to 1206 code for a protein of 197 amino acids. The transcript has 2 exons. NCBI's taxonomy places the organism in Eukaryota, Metazoa, Chordata, Testudines, Emydidae. Gene Ontology annotation, biological process: regulation of transcription by RNA polymerase II.
UUGCCUGCUUUUUCAAAAGUGAUAUAUUUGCGGUGUCUGUGGCUAAGGGUUAGUAAUGGAAUACCUUUCUUCCCCAGGCUGCUGGUUCAAAGCCAGUCCAGGUCAGUAAUGACCAAAAUGGGAGGGGAGCGGCGGCAGCGUUACUGUCUGAUGGCUUUUCCGUGUCUUUUGUGAAAUGAGUUGAUAGUCUUAGUCCAGUCCCUACCGGCUGGAUCUGUAUAUCUCAAAAUCCUCCACAGGGCAGAUGAAAAACUGACUGGCUCAUGGAGACUGAACUCCCCUCUAGCCCUUAGAGGUGAAAUAGCACAUUGCCACAGUAGUAUAUGGUAGCCAGCACAAUUGCUAAUUGAGGAUGGAAUCCAGUAUUGAUCCACUUCCUUGCACUUUUUCUCAGCAAAAAUAAUAUCAAGAAUUUAAAACAAGCCCCAUUUAACUUCAAAAAACCCAAACAAGCUAUAUUUACAUGUGGCACUUGCUGGCAAUACAAAGACCCUCCCAUAUGUGGCUGAAGGAAGACACUCCUCUCUGAAUCCUUUUGGUGGUCCUAAAGGUUGAUGGUUUUUGUUAGUGAGUGGUUACAUAGCCCCAAAACGUCGCAUGGUGCUGUAGAGAAUGGGUCACUAUGUCUUGAAUGUUGGGUCUGUUUCCUUCCCCAUUCCCUUUGAAAAUCUUGUUGUGUUGUUUUUUCCAGUUGCAAUUUCUGACCAGUUCUGUCCAGGAGACUGUGCCCAGGUUAUGACGACUAAUCCCAAACCGAACAAGGCAUUAAAGGUAAAGGAGGAGUCAGGAGAGAACGCCCCAGUGCUGAGUGACGAUGAACUCGUGUCAAUGUCCGUCCGGGAGCUGAACCAGCACCUGAGAGGUCUCACGAAAGAAGAGGUCAUCCGCCUGAAGCAGCGGAGGCGCACGCUCAAGAACCGGGGCUAUGCUGCCAGCUGCCGCAUCAAGCGUGUGACACAGAAGGAGGAGCUGGAGAGGCAGCGGGUUGAGCUGCAGCAAGAGGUGGAGAAGCUGGCCCGAGAAAACAGCAGCAUGAAGCUAGAGCUGGACGCCCUGCGCUCCAAGUACGAGGCGUUGCAGACCUUUGCUCGUACCGUUGCACGGGGGCCUAUUACCCCGACCAAAGUCGCCACCACUAGUGUCAUCACCAUUGUGAAAUCAGCUGAAAUCUCAUCCAGUUCUGUGCCAUUUUCAGCAGCAUCCUAGUGCCCUAGAUGGGGGAACUACAGCCUUUCGGAGGGUUGGGGAAAGGGCUCUUAUGCACCGUUCCAGAGUCCUUGGUCACUUCAAGAAUUAGCAUUUUACCAAUUCCUUCUCUUUCAAAAGUGCAAAAAAAAUAUAUAUAUAUCUACAAAGGGAACGUAACUGGCUGCUCCUCUGUGAACUUAGUGGUUCCAUGAAGCUCUUGUGGCUGGGAUUUGAGCUCUGUACCUAGUAUGAGCUUUCUCUUCCUCCUCCCCCUGCCUCCCCAACCCCCUUUAGGCUGUGGGCAGCUUCCCAAUUGGGAGAAGAUACCGGAGGAGCCUUUGUGAAUAAUGUUCAAGAGCCAGGUAACCGAUGGACUGUCGAAAUCAUGUGAGAUGAAUGUAUAGAGAAGUUUCCUUCAGUGGCAUCCAACUCCCAUUAUGAAGUUACCUCACCCCACCACCACGUUCCACUGUCGUAGCAGUGGCAGAGAAAUAAACUCUGAAGCAGAGUCCAUUCCGCCAUGCACUGGGGGGGAGGAGAGGAGGGUUGGUCAUACAGAGAGGGAAUAUGUUUGGGUCAGACCACACCAGUUAGGAAAAACCUUCCUGUCUUCAGCCCAUACCGGUUACCAGUUUACAUGUUUUAAUACACCCCAUACCUGUGUGGCCUAUAAAGCUAAAUUGCAGCCUCCCUUAUACAAAGCUAAGUCUACCAAGAGCUCCUUCCCCAAGAUGUGCCUGUAAAUUGGGUAUAUUUAUGCAGUUUAUUUCUUCCAGAUGAUCCACAGGUUUGUAAUAGUGGCUUAUUCAGGGUUCUUUGAAGCUCAAGGGAGGAAGGCACAGUAAAAUUCAAGAAGGGAGGUAUGUUGCGGGGCAUAGAGAGAAAUACUAGAAGUAUUACUGGACUGAGGCAGAAUUGGUUGCCAUGGUGGGAAGUUGUUGUUCUGGAAAUCAGCACUGUGAAACGGUGUUUCUGUAGAGCAUGUUAGAAAGAUGUGUUAAAAGCACUGAAGUAACAAGAGGGCCGAUAGUGUAUGUGCAAGAAGAUCAAAGCCAGCAGAAACUCCUGGAUAACAGAGGUAGUGGUGGUUAAAGCCUUUGCCUGUUAGAACAGUGGCCAUCCCAACCUCAGGGGCCAUGUACGCUGAUCUUUGCCAACAAGAGAUAGGGUAUGGGAUGCUGGGUGGAAGCUGAAAAAGGGAAGAAAGAUUCUUAACCCAAUCUCAGUCAUUAAAGCUGGGUUCCAAAGAGUAGAAAAACCUAUAGUGUUUUGUGUUGAGAGGGUUGAGAGAACCUGUCUGACGACAACCCUGAAACUCAACAUUUCUUGGGGGUGUGAAUUAUCCCUAGAGAUGCAUGGAGGGCAGGAUUGGAAUCGGUGGCUUUUGGGGGAUGAUAAAAUUGGGGUUGAUAAGUAGGGCUUAUGGUUCUGAAGGAUAGUUGGGAAGAGGUAACCGUGGCUCAGCAGUGGGCAGGAAAGGGGAAGCCAAAGGGAGAAGAGUCUAUUCUUUAACAGGACUGAAAAGACAUUCUAAGUUUCCAGGUCUGAGUAAAAAUAGCUAUGUUCAUGUUUAUGUGUUUGAAGUAGGAAAGAAAAGGGAUUGCCUGGUGUUCCAGAGUAGGUCAAAGAUUUGUGGGCUGUCAGAUGCCUGCUCUAAAGCAGGUGAGAAGAGGUUGAGACUCCUGAAGUUCAAGAUGACUGGAGGAGAUGGCUAAUGUUCAUAUUCAGAAGGGUUUGGUAGUCUGGUGUUCCAGAGUAAGGUACAAAGGAGAAGAUGGAGAAGAAUGACUGGUGGUCUAGUUUAACUGAAAAGGAUAAAGAAAGAUGCUCCUAUCAUUGAAGAGGACAGAAAAUUAGCAUCCUAGGCCAGUGUAGGAUAUUGUUUGUGAAGUUAUCUUGUGUCUUGAAUUGCAAGAAGAAUGCACAAGUUUAGUGAAGCCCUGUCUUUCUUCUAAAGACAAACACAAGUUGUUGUUGGCUCACUUUUUCCCAGUCACUGGAGUCUCUUGGUUCCCCAAGAAGGUACUUAAGUCAAGUAGUUGGAGAGGCAGAACCUGGUUCUCAUUCAGUCCUAAACCUCUACAUUGAUGACUUUCCUGAGCCAUAGGAUGUGUAAGAGUAAUGCUUCCUUGAUGGCUUUUACCCCACCAGAUUCAUCUCCUCCUGGAGGAGGCAAACAGGAAGUUACCAACAAAUAUAGUUUGGAGGUAUUUAGCUCCACUUCUCCUCCACUUCCUUACCAUCUCCUAACAGGCAGAUUGAUGUCCUGCGUAUCAGUACCAGUUAUUGGCUCCCCCAGCAGAAGCUGAGGAAGAGAAGACCCUAAUCCCUUUUCAUGUUCUGUAACUCAAAAGUACUUGGAAAUCUUCCCAGAUCUCUAAGGUGCCACCAUUAACACAGGCAAUGUCUAGAUUCCUAGCACUGUUGGGACUUUAAAAGAGAAACAGAAAAAUAUCCAGUGGACUUGGAAAUGACUGAAUGUUCCCCAUUUCUAAAAUAGCUCCAUGAAAGUCUUGACAUUCCUGAACUGAUAAGACCACCCCCUCCACCCGAGGAAUCCUUCACUGCACCAAGGAAAUGAGAUCAACUAGACAGGAGUGAAAUGGGGAAUUUAAAAGUAAUUCUGUGGGGUUCAGUUGCUGUUGGAAUGAGAUGAGGAAUAGAUCUGAGUUCUUUACUAGUACUUCCAUUGUGGCUGAGCAUUUUCCAGUUCUCAGAAGUGUGCCAAAGGCUUGUCCAAGUGAUUGCUGAUUUAGUGCUAGAAGGCGCGUAGUCUCUGAUUACUCAAUCAAGAAUGAGGCCUGGGUGUUAUUAAAGCUGUUGAUACCAUAACCAUGGUAGGUAAUCCAUAUUGGAUAUCCAUAAGGACCACGUGGAAAUAUUUAAAAAGAGAAAUAAAUAUAUAUAUAUAUAUAUAUAAAUAUAUUAUAUACAUUUUAUCAUAUAGAUUUUUCGUAAUUUUUUUUUCCAAGUUUGAUACUGUAAAUCUUUACUAAAAGAAAUUGCCAGUCCAAGGCUCCUUGGGUGGUGAUUUGGGGGGAAAGGAGGCAUGCUGGCUAACUUCAACUGGUGGGUCAGAAUUGCAAGGUAAUACAGAGGGAGGAACAAUCUGAAAGCUGCUCACCACAUUGGAGAGACAACUCCCUCUCCCUUCUUCCUCUGGGGUUUGUUUCUGUUCCGUCCUGCACUUGCAAAUCUGAUGCCCAGGGCAAAAGCCGCGUGAGGGGAAUUGGGCCACUGCUUGCAGAAUCACUAGGGGAGCCCUUUUGAAAAUGAGUGCUUCUCUCUUCCAACCCUCCUCCUACUCCCUCUUGUCUCUCCUUACUGCAGUAACUAGGGCUCCUUUCUCUCCCCUCUUAUCUUGUCACACCACCGCUAGAGGGAAGCAAUGAGUCUUAAUUUCAUGAGGAUUAGGCUCCACUUCUGAACCCCAGGCCCAGCAUUUUCCUCUGAGACCCACCCUGUGCAUAGGAACCACGGUAUGAAGGUGGGGACAUUAGAAGCAGCCAGCGGUAUGUCCCCUGACCCACAAUUGGGGCAUUGUGGGAUGUUUACAUGGGGCAAUAACAGGUCCUUCUGAUCAGGGGCUUCUCUGUGCUCCUGUAUGUGCAUUUGUUGUGCUCCUGACUGGGAAUAGUUUCCCACUAGGGAAGCUUCAGAGCCCUUUGAAGCAAGUUAGUGUCUCUGACCUUGCCCAGCUAUAUCCUCUGCCUGAGGAAACAACAUAUAACGAGCAAAAGGUUUGCGUGUUUUGUAAUGCCACAUCUCUCUGGGACAAGUGAGGGAGGGCGGCAGGCAAAAUGAAUAAUGGGUGGGAGGGGAGAGUGAGUGGCAAGUUUAUGUAUUGCUGGGAUCGUGGGGGCAUUCAAGCUACUGUGCGACUCAAAGCCCAAGGAGGAGGAGGCAUUUUUUCUCUCUCAGAUCAUUUAAACUUUGUCAUGAUUGUUUUCAUUUAAAGAAAAAAAACUUUUGUAAUGUGGGUUUGUUUUCCUUUGUCAUCUGUAUUUCAGUCUGCUGGGGUGUUUCCGUAGAUGGUGGAUCUUUUGCUUUCUUUUUUUUUUUUUUUUUUUAAUGGUAGAUCUUCUGUUAAGUUUUUAUCACCAACUCAUGCUAUCCUCCGUGGUUAUUCAGUAAUUUCAUUUCAAUAUUUAUUUUUGUGCUGCUUUUUUUAUUAUAAAAUAAAUUAUUGAUAUACCGAGUAAUGUGGAUUCCUGUUUGUAAGGCGUAUAGCCCUGUGUAUGUGUCCAUCACUUUCUCUUGACAGCCACAACGUAAUUUAUUGCUGUAAAUUUAGCUGCAGUGACUGGUUUUUUGUACCUUUCC